Molecule: messenger RNA, 1416 nt
Organism: Priapulus caudatus
Lineage: Eukaryota; Metazoa; Priapulida; Priapulimorpha; Priapulimorphida; Priapulidae
Product: IQ domain-containing protein D-like
Exons: 6
Coding region: 1-1416 (471 amino acids)
Molecular function (GO): protein binding
Source: RefSeq, a predicted model, not a curated record
AUGGCUAGCGGUGAUAUUGACGUUCAGGGUAGGCCUACCCACGAUGACAUUGUCAAUGACAAUGUCAUUGACAAUGACAACACUUUUAGUCAAAGUUUCACUUUGCCGAAUCCGGCAGCAGAUGACGCGCGCGAUGAUUCGGACAAGAACCUUGUCACGCUCUUCAACCAGGCGCUGAGCGUUCCAAAACCUCAGACGACUACGGUUCUGGAUCCGGCCAGAAAGAAACUGACGUCCGUGGAAGCGCAGCGAGUCCUUGCCGUCGUCGACGACACCAUCCACAAGAUGGCACUCGUGUCGCUCUUCCCGCACGUGCUGAGGAACCUGGACAGGUUGGCGGACCCCCUCGGCGACGAGCUGGCGGAAGCGUUCAGCCAGUACCGGGUGCUUCGGGAGCUGCACGACGAAAUCUUUGAGGCGCGGUCAUCGGACUCGGACGACGAGACUGAUCUGGCGGGGGAGCAGGCGAGCGCGUUGACGGGAGCUGAGGUCGGCGCGACGCGGCGGAUCGCAGAGCAGCGGCGCGACAUAGAGGCGAAGCUGGCGCGGCUGUGCAAGGUCAUACUAAGACUGUUCGCGGCGAACCCGGCCGCGACGGAAGCCGUCCGAGCGGAGGCUGCCGCGGCGACGGUCGCGGUAACGACGUUCAUCGAACAACUCCGCAGGCUCAGAGCAAUGGCGCUGGAAAGGUUGCUGACUUCUCCGAUAGAAGAGAGAGAGAGCGUAGCGCUGCAUCGCGAGUUAUCACAGAGGAUCCAGAAGAAUGAAGUCACCAUGGCAAAGCUGGAAGCUGAGCUAGAGGUGCUGCAGUCGGAUAAAGCUAGCGAGGUAAAGAAGAGGAACGACAUUGUGAGGAAGCUGCAGGCUGAUUUAAACCGCAUUAAGAUGAUGGCUGAGGACUUUGUGAAGCGCACGCGAGCUGAAGCCCACAGCCAGGAAGUUGGUGAUCAGCGAAACAGUGAGCUCAAGUUGGAGCAACUCGUACAGCAACUGCAGCAGCUUGCUUCACAGCUGGCGGAGACACGGCAGCAACACAGAGACAGCGAACUGUCACUGCGGAAGAGGAAGUUUAAGAUUGAGACAGAGUUGGAGAACUGGCUGCAGAAGUACGAUCAGGACAUGGGUGACAGACAGUUCACCUAUGAGCGCAUCUACGGUGAGUAUCGCGAGGAGAGCGAUCAGCUCAUGGAGCUGGAGGACAGAUACGACGUGCUGGAGACGCAGCAUCGCGCGAUCGUCGAGGAGCGGCGGAUCGAGGCCGAGGACCGGGAGCGGCGAGCGAGGGAGAUGGCUCUCAAUGCGCGUGCGGCAAUCAUCAUACAGGCAUACUGGAAGUCGUUCAAGGUGCGAAAGAUGCUGCGCGCGAAGAGCAAGAAGAAGGGGAAGGGUGGUGGAAAGAAGAAGGGAAAGAAGUGA